CUGUGGUUGAAUUCAGCCCCACCUCUCAGGCACUGAGCUGCUGCUGACUGACCAAGGUCAUCUUGGUCAGUUCAGACCUGAUUUGCUUGACCCAUGACCUUUCCCCAUUCAAUCCUAUUUCCUUACUGGUGUGAGGCUGGGACCAGGGUCCAGUCAAAUCCUUCUAUGAGGCCAAAGGACCCACCAACCUGCUGCAGAAAGAUAAUGCACCGCAGAUGGUCCUGCUGGAGGCAGUUGCUGGGCACGGCACCCCUGUGGCCAGUGCCACACUAACCAGAUUCCGACAUCAACGGAAGCAUUGGGAUGGCCUCUACGGUGGCUGCCAGGCAGCUGCUCCAAGCCCAGCUCUGCCCCGCAGCACCACAGCGAAGCAGAUGCUGAGGCCUUGCUCUUCCUGGGCUGCUUCAAGCCAGUGCCUGAGCCUGGUGGAGGUGCCUGUCCUGGGGAAGAACAUGAACUGGUCCAACGAAAGUGGAAACUGCUCCUCUGCUUCCAUGGACGACCUGAUGCAAACCGUGCAGGUGGUGGUCCACAUCCCCACCUUUCUCCUGGGCCUAGUCCUCAACCUGCUGGCCAUCCGGGGCUUCCAUGCCUUCCUGAGGAAGAGGUUGCUGGAAUAUGUCGCCACUUGCAUCUACAUGAUCAACCUGGCAGCCUUUGACCUGCUGAUGGUGCUCUCCCUCCUGUUCAAGAUUGUCCUGGUCUACGUGCAGGCUCCCUUUCCGUCCCUGUGUAGCUUGGUGGAGUGCCUCCACUUCAUCAGCAUGUACGGCAGCAUCUUAACAAUCUGCUUCAUCAGCCUGGAUAGAUACUUGGCCAUCCAGUACCCAUUCCUGGCCAGCCACUGCCGGUCCCCCAGGAAGAUCUUUGGGAUCUGCUGUGCCAUCUGGGUCCUGGUGUGGGCCGGGAGUAUCCCCUUCUACAGCUUCAGUCAGGGAGAAGAAAGGUAUAAGUGCUUCAACAAUAUGUCCAUUAAGGUCUGGAGUGCCAACAUUGUCUUUCCUGUCGAGGUGUUUGGCUUCCUUCUUCCCAUGGGCAUCAUGGGCUUCUGCUCCUUCAAGAACAUUCGCAUUCUGGUCAGCCAGCAGGACACCACCCUGGACCUGGACCGGAAGGGGAGGGCCUGCAUCUGGACUAUCGCGUGCAAUCUGGCUGUUUUCGUGCUCUCCUUUCUUCCAGUACACAUAGGUUUCUUCUUGCAGUUCCUGGUAAGAAAUGAGUUUAUUGUGGAGUGUGGAGCUCAGCAGAACAUCACCUUGUUUUUGAAAUUGUCCAUGUGUCUCUCCAAUGUCAACUGCUGCCUGGAUGUUUUCUGCUAUUACUUUGCCAUCAAAGAAUUCCACAUAGGCAUCAGGGCCCAGCAGAACACCAGAGACCAGCUGGGGCUGGACUUCUUGCAGACCAGGACUACUGUGGCUGGGGAGAGAAAGCUCUCCGCAGAGAAAGGAAACUGCAGCCCUGGAUCCUAGUGGCAGACAUCCUGUUCCAGGACCUUGUCGGGGUGGGAAGAUGCGUGGUGCGUGCCUAGUGUGCUCUCCAUUUAGAUGCUCAGUGAACGCUGUGUCUGCUCAUUAUGCCCCCAGAGCCCUCCCCGCACACCCAGACGGCUCAACAUAAAUCACCCAGUGUUUGGAGAUUUCUGAUGAAUCUGAGAACCAGGUGAAUUCUUGACCUCUAAGUCCAUAAAGAGUGAGGCAGAAAAACGAGAAAGAAAAUGGGACCAUCUGAACAAGGCUACCUCUCCCCUAUCUUCUGCUAGGCUGGAAGUUUCCAGAAAGGAAGAGAGAGAGGAGUUGGAAGAGAGAAUUGAGGUUGGCCGUGGUGGCAGGUGCCCUGGGCUAAGACACAGUGCUGGGUGAAAGGGCAAAGCCAGCUCCAUUUGCUGUUGUGGCACUAUUUGCUUAGCAGCCUGAGACCUUGUUAAACAGGACGGCCAGUUCACUCUUCUGAGCUUGUCCCCAGGACUGGAGAUGACUGGAAAUGACUGGAGAGCAAGGACAGCAUGACUGACCGCUCCCUGCAGCCAUGGGCAGAGGAUGACAUUGGAACAAAUGGCAGCCUCCUGUUACGACCCACAGCCCAGGGGCCACACAGCAGCAGCGCCCCUCCCGACCCUUUGUAAUCUAAUUAUAAUCCAGUAAUAGCUCAGAGCCCCCCUCCUCAAUGGCCCUCUCCCCUCUUGGAGAGUGAAAAAAAGCUCUUCUCCGCGCUUUCUUCUCCUCGUGAAUUAUUUCCCAGCCUGUGCCACCACCUGCCUGACAGUAGGGAUGUAGCGAGCUCCUUUUGAGUUUGUGGGUCCUGGGGUGAGCAUACUUGUAUUUUCCAGUCCCUUCUAGGGCUCUGUUGGCCAAUGACCUUGCAGAGAUGACAGCAAGUGGUGGUGGUGGUGGGGUGAUCAUAGUGGAGCAAAUACACACAAAGAACCCCAAGUUUCUUACAGGCUUUUAAAAGGCCGGGGAAACCCAGGAGAAUGUUGCAGAAGAGAGAGGGGAGCUGGUGUGGCAAAGCCGCAGAUACUUUGUGGAAGCAGUGGUGACAGAGUGGGUAGCUGUUGGUGACACCCGAGAGCCAGGAGGGUAUAGAAUACACCUGGGGAAGGACGGACACAGGCCAAGGGCAGCUCCUGCCCCACUGCUAUGGGGUUGUCCACUGCCCAGAGUUUUAGCACUGGCCUGGGGGGGGAGAGGCAGGGUGACAAGCCUGGGGGAAAGGACCUCCCUGAACCUGACCAGCUUGCUCUCUUGAACGGGUUCAUUACACUUAGUUUCCUUGAGAAUGAUGAGAAAGAAUCAGGCUCGAUUUGGUUCAGCCAGAGGAGGAUAAGGAGCACAUGUUCGUCUUGCCCACCUGCGUCCUGGCUGGGGACCUGGCCACAGUGGCACUGUCCGGGGCGCUGUCCUCUCCAGUGUCCAGGGAGGGGGAGACAACGAGUCAGCCAGGAAUGGAGGGCCCAGCUUGCUGGCACGAGGCUCUUGGCAGUUUCUAGCUGGAAACUGGAAACCACUGAAUCGUGGCCUGGCUGGGACCCUGUGGUGAUCAGAAAGAGCAGCAGUGACAGCUGAGAGCCUUCGAUGACCCAGUGGCUCCAGAGAGAAAAAACGAUGACAAGGAUUCAUUAAACAAAACAGCCCGGUAGUUUUGCAAGAUGGAGUGAGCAGGAGGAGAAGUGACAGAGAGAGACAAAGGGAAGGCCUUCUGGGAGAAGAGCAACAACCUCCUAACUGAGGGAUAAGAGCUUCCACUGCCAAGCGCUGGACGGGAGGGAGGGGUGG
Molecule: messenger RNA, 3272 nt
Organism: Artibeus jamaicensis (Jamaican fruit-eating bat)
Lineage: Eukaryota; Metazoa; Chordata; Mammalia; Chiroptera; Phyllostomidae
Gene: GPR55
Product: G protein-coupled receptor 55
Exons: 2
Coding region: 216-1469 (417 amino acids)
Biological process (GO): positive regulation of Rho protein signal transduction; phospholipase C-activating G protein-coupled receptor signaling pathway
Cellular component (GO): membrane
Molecular function (GO): G protein-coupled receptor activity
Source: RefSeq, a predicted model, not a curated record